GCUGCUGCUGCUGCUGCUGCUGGCCUCCUGGAAGACCCCGGGCUUGGUGGGAGCAACGGUGCCAGCAGCCCCCGUCAAUGUGUCGGUGACCCAGCUGAGGGCGCACUCGGCCAUGGUGACCUGGAACGUCCCUCAGGGCGACGCCGUCAUCGGUUACGCAAUCUCGCAGCAGAGGCAGGACGGCCUGAUGCAGCGCUCCAUCCGGGAGGUGAACACGUCCAGCCACUGGUGCGUGCUGUGGGACCUGGACGAGGACACGCACUACAGCGUCCAGGUGCAGUCCAUCGGGUUUCAGGGCGACAGCCAGCCGAGUCGAGCCAUCCAUUUCAGGACUCUGGAGAGAACCGACCACUAUCCAGCCGGAGUCCUGGACCACCAUGAGCCGGCGAUGGAGGGUCUGGGUAUGACUCCACACCUGCAGACCGGGGAGCUGCUCAUCAUCACCACCGUGCUGCUGCUGUGGGCAGCCGUCAUCGCCCUCUUCUGCCGGCAGUACGACAUCAUCAAGGACAACGACUCCAACGGCACCAAGGAGAAGGCCAAGAGGCCGCUGGUGCGCUCCACCUCCUCCUACUACAACGCCUCGGCCGGCAGCUCGCCCGUCUACCACAACGGCGGCGUGCGCAGCGGCAGGCUGCACCGAGCCUCUUCCUCCAUCAGCAUCAUCAGAGUCUGAGCGCUCCUCAGGAGGAGCCUCAACCACCAUGAAGUCCAACCAGAGGCGCUCUGCUGCCCUCUGGUGGCCACCUGAAGGAGACGGCAGGACGGUGAAGAACCUGCUUUGAUGUCAAACAGCUGUGAACUUUAUCAGCAUGUAAAGCCUCAAACGUUCACGUCUGGAGUUCUGGUCUCCUCCCAUGUCACCGCUGUGGGUGUUUCUCCCUCUACCGUCAUCAGAUUGAACCUGUACAUACGCUGGAGGGUCAGUCCGCUGUACUUCUGAUUUAGAGUUGAUGGUGUUGGUGACAUGCACUGUAAAAAAUCAUGUCGUUGAAUUGAGGUUUUUUAUUGUUACGUUAAGAGAAAAAUAAAAAAAAGAAAGCUCAUCAAAUAGUAAAACAUUUGAUCAUGUUACCAUCAAAACUGUGCGAACGUCAUUUGAAGGAUUUUCAAAAUAAAAGUCACUAUCUCAUAUUGGGACACUAACAACAUUAGAUUCCACCUGCCCUGACGGCGCAACGGCGGAUUUUAAAAGUUCACAUCAUAGUACGAUGUUUGAACUUCCUUAGGAAACCUUUCUAAAUAUGAAUUUUCAGUAUUAGGCUGGUAAAAACGUGAGUAUUGUAGCUUUAAAAACUAAAAAUGCCAACACGUAGGCGGAUUGCCAUGAAUUCCAUAGUUUUAAACUAGAGUGGCAGCGGAUACAAUGGUUGCUAUGAAAACUAUGUUUAAGGUAGAAGCAUAAAAAUCGGCGCACACGUUCAUCAGGACCAGGUGAGAAAAAAAGCCAAUGGUUGCUAUGGAGUUACUAUUUAAAAUCUGGAUGUAAGUGACUAGUAGAGAUGAAAAGAUGCUUUUGUUUUGGGUAGAAUGGCAUAAAGUGGUGCACUUCUGUUAUGUUCUGCAAUGAUUAAGCUUGAAUCAAAGAGGCUAGAUAAGAAUAAAUUCAGAUUUCUUUUCUGCUGCAGGGAUCCAGCAGUUCAUACUGGAUGAGAUGUUAGUCUCUCUACGAAACACAGCAACCUGGUUUUCUAAGAUUAAUAUUUAAUGUUUUCUUUGCGGCUGCAGCACAUACUACCAGAAUGUAAACUAAAGCGGUGUGUGCUCGUCGACUGGCCGUUACAUGGCGUCCAAAUGACGGGCGGAUUGAAGUCAGAAUACAUGAAUCACAAACGGUGGCAGCAGGUGCAUAGCAACCACACCUUUUCACUCACCUCGUCUGAAGAUCUGUCGUAAUCUUCCUUAGCAACCGAGUAAUGUGACAUUUAUUCUAAAACAUAAAACCAUAUCAGACUUACGGAUGUGAUCAGCUCCAGACUCUCAUCUUCAGCCUGGUUGCCAUGGAAACACAGUUUAAUUAUUGAGAUCAACUUGAACGAAGGACAACUCUGACCACUUGGACUCAAGAUGGCGCCCUCCGCUAAAAGGUCAAUUAGCAACAUUCCUCGUCGUGUUUGGACGAUCUCCAUUGCCAUAGCAACCGUAUCCAAGGAUGAACGCCUCAAAACUGCUGCGUAAGUUGGAAUGGCCUGAAGCAGCUUUCACGUUCGUUUUUAAUGUUGACGCGGAACUUCGGACAAUCUGAGCGUGUCGAUGAGCUGUCGCAGUGAACAAGCCUUUGUAUGAUACCCGAGUGGUGAUUCUCAUACUUCUGUUUACAAGGACUUCUUUUACAUUGAUGUACAGAAAUUUCAACCUAUUGAAAAUGUGAAUAAAGUUUAUUACUAAGGUGA
This is a messenger RNA of Oryzias melastigma (Indian medaka), 2393 nucleotides long. Its product is annotated as fibronectin type III domain-containing protein 4. Lineage: Eukaryota; Metazoa; Chordata; Actinopteri; Beloniformes; Adrianichthyidae. Gene Ontology annotation, molecular function: protein binding. The record is from RefSeq and is a predicted model, not a curated record.